CUAGGGCUCAGUGUCAGCAUUACAAAUCCACCACUUCUGGAGGCCAUUUCUCCUUAUUUUUUUUUUAAUUUCUACUUGCACAUGGUAAAGUGUGCACUAAACUUGGUGAACCACCACCUGGCCCCUAGAGUGGUCCCUUAAUAAAGAUAUUAUUUCUGGUCCCACAAUGGACUGUAAGUUUAUUUGAAGCCUCUUUUGUUCCAGGAAAAACUUAACAGCAGCCUCUGUCUUGCCUUUACAGCUGCCCAACUUUAUCAACACCACCCUUCCACCACAUGAACAGGUAACGGCCCAAGAGAUUGACAGCUACUUCCGUCAGGAGCUCAUCUAUAAGAGGAACGAGCGGAUGGGGAAGAGGGUCAUGGCAUUGCUGCAGGAGAAUGAAGAUAAGAUCUGCUUCUUUGCCUUCGGAGCAGGUCACUUUCUGGGGAACAACACAGUCAUCGAUGUCCUUCGGCAGGCGGGCCUGGAGGUGGAGCACACACCAGCAGGGCAGAACAUUCAUAGUCCUGCUGCCCAGAGUUCAGCACCCCCUCCCGAGGGGACCUCAGCGAGUCCCACCCCUGAGACUCCAGCUGCUGCCGUCCCUAUAGCUCCCUCGGUGACUCCCACAACACUCCCUGAAGAGGAGGACCCGGCCCUGUCCCCACACCUCCUGCUUCCUGACAGCCUCAGCCAGUUGGAGGAGUUUGGGAGGCAGAAGAAGUGGCACAAGAAGCAGAACAAGCAGCAGCGGCCACGGCAGUUCAACGACCUCUGGGUCCGCAUCGAGGACAGCACCACUGGCUCACUACCCCCACUGCCCCUACAGCCCACACACAGCUCUGGAACCUCCAAGCCCCUCUUGCAGCUCUCUGAUCCACUCCAGCAUCAGGAAGAACCGGAGGCCACCAGCAGCGCUGUGCUUGGCAGCUCACAAACCUCCCUGGGCCUCCUUCCCACCGUGGUCACCAGCCUCACAGCCUGCCUCCUGCUGCACACCCUCGGGCCCUCCUGACCCUGGCCACCCUGGGCACUGAAGCUAGAGAAACCUGGGGAGCGUCUGCAGCCACAACCCACUGCCCCUGGUACCACCUCCAGGGGGAGCUGACAUCCACCAUGGGACAACACAGAUGGGAUCCCUUAGGACACCAGAGCUUUAAUGUACCUGAGUUACAUCUUCUCUUUUGUAGAAGGUUUUUAAUUUCCCAUAGUGCUAUGGGGCUCUUUUGUAAAAUAUGUGUCCAUAUUAAAAGAGAAAAAUGUAUUUAUUCUACUGAUAAAAAGAAACUAUUUAACAACUCUUAAAUUAGUCCCACCACCAAUCCAGGAACUUAGCCCAUGUAUGCUGGGACAUCUGUGAUCCUGUGUGAACUGUAGCUUUGAACUGACUCCUGGAUCAACAGAAACCUCCAGAGUCCAGGUCUGACUUCUCACUCUGUGAAGGGGCCUCAGAAGGAGGGCCAGGCAGACAGGCUUAGCUUUUGUGAGACUGGAGAUCCAGAGAUAUGAAUGCUGACAGUCCUUCCCUUCCCUGGAGGAAUCCUGGGCACUGGAAAGAAACUUUAGGAAGAGAGAUUGCUGCUACUUUGAAAAGCCAGAGAGUCUCUGAACUAGCCCUCCAGACUUCUGGGAAAAGGGUCCCACCAAAGCGCUGCUUCAGAGGUGGGAGUGGGAGUGAGAGUUGGUGCUGCAGAAGGAAGCACCAUGUGACAGGUGGUUAAACCUAGAGCCAAAGAGAGGAGAAUGGCUUCCCAAGGUCAUAUAGCAAAUAAGGAGCCCAGGAUGUCAAUCCAGACCUCCCUGUUCUGUAUCAUUAAUCCAGCUUGGAUUACAAACUAUUGAAGUCACAGCCAAAUGGAGUGAGCUGGGCCAAAGGACAGGCAUGGACAGAGAAGGUCAGUUUUAAGGACUGAGCCCUUGGAGUCCCACAAAUAAAGAUCAUAAUGAGAGUUGCUGUUGUCCAAAGCCUGUGUGUGGUGUGUACUUUACACACUCACUUUACUGUUGAUCUGUGAGAAGUGAGUGUAGUCCUCAAAGGAGGAAAUUGAACCCCUCCUAGAGAGGUGAAGGUAUUUGCUCAUGGUCACCCAACCAGGACAUAGCCCAAGGUCAGUGUGAUUCGAAGCUAUGCUGUCCUCUAAACCAUCCUCUGCUCUGUCCUCUCUACACCUUGGCCAAAAGUCUCUGGCAAUAGUAUGUGCCCCAUGCCCUGACUUGUAUCUUGGAGCCAUGAAAAAUCAGAGGCUAAGAGUUUGGGUGCAUCUGGAGGAGCAUGGCCAGGCUGGAGAAACAGCAACCAAAGGGAGACAGGCAGGUAGCAGACUCAGAGAGUGCCCUGGCACCCCAAGACCAAGUUGCUAACUGAGAAGGUAGAGGAUCCAGGCUGGCCAACCCCCAGCCCCACAUCCUCACUAGUCUGGUGCCUCAUCAAUGACAGAAUCAUGGAACCCAAGAGCAGAAAGGACAACCCUUCCCUCAAACUGAGAGAUAGUAACAGUGAGGGUGAUAAUCAAGCCCAGAAAGGGGAGAUAUUUUCCCAAUACUGCACAGCUGGGCAACCCUGCUAAUGCCUGUCUCAGUGCUCCCCAAUAUCAUGGCCCCUUGGGUUUCCCUGAGAGAUCUGGUCAUAGCUAAUCAACCCCACUGUUGUCAUACCCAGCUUGGCAGCUGUCUUCUUCUGAGACACUGGAAUCUGGACAGUUCAUUGGACAGUCAGGAGCUCCAGGGGCAUCUUGGCGGGCAGCUGAAUUCUUUUCACUUGGGCCCAGCAUGGAUGUGUUGGAGCUUGGGACCUGGUAGGAGCCCUGAGCCCUGCUUCAGAGGUUCCAGGGCAUCAGGCUGUAAACUGAACUUGACCCCAUCCAGGACUGGCGUCCAUUGAUCCUUGGCAGAAAUGUGACUUCCUAUUUCUGAGCGGGAAGGGGCUUAGCUGACUUACAAAGCAGGCUCUGAAGGCCUGUUGGACAUCAAACAGCUCGUGCAGAGCACUCUUUGGAUGAGAUAAGUGUAAAGGAAUUAGAAACACACAGGCCAGAUUUCCCUCUGUUCAGAGCAAAGUGUGGCAUGAGACAUAUUGAGAUGGAGCUUGAGGUUAAUUAAAGAUGAAGCUUUUGGGUAAACAGCCCAGGCACCUGACCGCGUGCCCAGAUCUGUGCCAGGCACAGGGCCAGAGAGGCAAAUUAACUCAGUGUGUCAUUAUGGAGCCCGUGCAGUGCCAGGCUCAGUGUUGAGGUUUGACUGAGCCACUUUUCCUGGCCUAGAACAACUCACCAUCACUGAGAUGGAACAAGCAGUCCAGCCCUGGGUUCCAGGAGGAUCCUGAAAUUAUAUCCUGCCCAGGCCCCUAAUCAGAGGCACAAUCAAUUCCAGUCUCCUGCAGGUUCCUUCUCUAGACAGGUUGGAGGAUUCCAAGUUCCCUUACCCAAGCAGUAAAACUGAAAGAUAGCUGGCCGGUGACAGAUGAAUGGACUGAUUUUCUAGGUAAACUUGUUCUCAAGAUAGCCAAGGCCAGUGCAGGUUAGACUACUGCAGCCUGAGUUGCUGAUCCCUGCAGUCCACCCACUGGCCAGAGUUUGAAAUGAAUUGAACUCACUUAUUUAUCUCCCAGACCAGGAGCACAUAUGUGAGAAUCCACAUGAUUGAGACACUUAAAUUCUCUCACCCUGGAUGAGGGAACCAUGAAUCCAUCAUUCAUUUUGGAAACAUCUACCUACCACUGAGGACUUUUUUGUCUAGUGUGUUCUAUGGUCUCCUUAUACUUCUGUGAAGACUGUAGAGAAUUUUGCACAUUUCCUGGGCCUCCCUGCUUCUCUUGAGGCCAGCAGGGAAGAUGAACAGUGAGACCCAGCAGGUUAUGUGACCUGCCUGGGGUUAAGCAGCAUAUUAGCAGUGGCCCUAGGCCCUGUCCUUCAAGGAAGCUGAAUGAAUGAAUGAAUAGUUCAAAGGUUUGCAGGGACCUUGAAGGGACUGGCUAGCAAGGCCAUAUCAUUAUUUUUCUCUCCAAGGACUCAUCAGCACCAGGUAAAUCAGGGCCAGCAGCAUCAGGAAGCAAGGGAGUCACAAAGGACAAGCAAGAAUUCUUCAGCUGUGAGACUCAAGGUUCUGAAGUCUAGGAAGUAAGAAAAUUGUGCUGAUGGGCAAUUUUACUUUUGCACUGCAAAACCAAGAGUAGCUUUUCUUGUGCUGAAAGCCUGUUAUCUCCUUCCUUUCUCCAUCCAGACUGGGACAAGCCUCAGACUCAAGACAUGCCCCACCUGCCCAGUCUCCAGCUCAGUGUCAUCAUUACAACAGAUCCCAAAGAAAGAUCCUCUACCAGAAGAACUAGAGUUGCACCUUAAAACUUCAGCUUUGAUGGGAUCUUGUGUGGCAGAGAACAGAACUGAAGCUGGUGAUAGCAUUUCAAUAGCUGUGGAUUGAGAACCAAAACCCCAAUCUUGUUGUUCUAGACUCUCCAUGAUGUGACCCUACUGGCUUCCCCAGGCAGCUUUCUUAGAUAUUUUACUCUUAAGUGUGGCCAAACUGAAUCAGAUAUGCCACUUCUGAUAGAGACAGUGUUUGACACAUGCUCCUCCCUUGGUUUAGAAAGUCUCUUCUUUUACACUAACUGCUCAUCCUUUGAGGAUCAACCCAGAUAGCACCUCCUUCAGGAAGCCCUAUGUGAUCCCUGUGAACUGUCUUACUUUCUAUCCCAACACUUAUAAGCAGUCUAACUGUGCAUCCACUCCCCUGUAGGGCUCACGUGCAUGAAUGUUCCACAUCCUCAUCUGGCACAAGGAAGGCACUCGAUAGAGGCAUGGAGAGAGAAAGAGGAGGAAGGGAAGGGAAGGGAAGGGAAGGGAAGG
Molecule: messenger RNA, 4823 nt
Organism: Erinaceus europaeus (western European hedgehog)
Lineage: Eukaryota; Metazoa; Chordata; Mammalia; Eulipotyphla; Erinaceidae
Product: metalloprotease TIKI2
Exons: 4
Coding region: 347-997 (216 amino acids)
Biological process (GO): negative regulation of Wnt signaling pathway
Cellular component (GO): organelle membrane
Molecular function (GO): Wnt-protein binding; metalloendopeptidase activity
Source: RefSeq, a predicted model, not a curated record